AUGACAGUCCUGGUUGAGAGCCUCGACAAGGUCCAUGACCCCCCCGAAGCUCCAGCUGAUGGGCAGGGCGGCGGGCAGCUCAACAAGCAGGGGCCCGAAGGUACGUUCCUUGAGGAUAGCCAGCGUGAGGAGACCUUCACAGUGCCAGGCAAUCCACGUGACAUCGCUGCUGCCAGAGCCCCCGUUCCGGAAGCCCCCGCAUCGCAGCCGCCCGCGCACUUGUCGAGACCCACGUUUCCGCGCGAGGGCAUGUCGGAGCAGCAGUACAGCGAAGUCGUGGCAGCAGACAGGGGAUUCUGGCAGAGGGUCGAGGCGCUGCCAGGCAGGGCAGCCGAGAAGCCCGACGGCCCGCCCGACGGCCCGCCCGACGGCCCGCCAGACGGCUCGCCCGACGGCCCGCCCGACGGCCCGCCCGACGGCCCGCCCGGCAUGAGCCAGGAAGAAUUCCUGCGCAGCUUGUCGAGCCAGCAGAUGGGGAGGGGCCGCUACGACAAGCAUGAGCUCGAUGGCGAAGACGAUGCAGGCAGGGAUCCCCACCUGGAGGAGGCCGAGAGGACCAAUUUCGAGAUCAAUGCUCGCAGCCCUCUGGGCUGGCGCUUCCAGAGGGAGUUGGCCUCGGAUAAGGAGCUGAAGAAGUCGUGGCUCGAGCGCAGGGGCAACCACGCGAAGCAGGCUUUCAGGCAGAAGUGGUGCAAGGCAAAGUUCGAGAUGUACAGGAAGAGCCGCGAGAUGAUCAAUCGCCAUCAGGUCGUGACUGCAGACAUGGGCGUCUACCACCCCCUGGACAGGAUCAAAGUCGACGAGGGAAACACCGAAGAGGCGGCUGAGCGUGCCUGGCGUUACGCAUACGCGUGCGUCAUGAUGGGCACCCAGUGGUACCGCUUCAACGUCAUGACUAGAGCCAUGGAGUUCCUGUACGUGAAGCAGCAGUACAAUGAUAUAUUCACGCAGUGCUGGCAGACUACGCAGCGCGAGGAGAACAGAGGCCGCCUUCUUGCAGAAUUCGCUGAGCCCGAAGGGCGUACCACGUUCGAACCAGUUCGUGCAGCUGCAGGUGCAGCGCCGCCAUCUGCAAGCGGCGGCGCGGCGGUCAGCGCAGCCUCGCGCAGCGGCAACGGACCUGCGCCCGCAGCUCCAUCCGCAGAUGCACCCGCAGCUCAGCCCGCAGCUGCGCCCGCAGCUGCGCCCGCAGCUGCGCCCGCAGCUGCGCCCGCAGGUCCAGCUGCGCCCGCAGCUGAGCCCGCAGCCGCCGCGGCGCGCGCGGCCCAGGAGGAGGCCGCCGUCGGCGACGAGGCGAGGGAACCGCCCAACAAGAGGGCCAAGAUCAAGGAUGCGCAGCAGCUGAAGGUGGCGCAUGGCCAGGCGAGCUCCUCGAUCGCUUGCAUCUCAGCCCAGAUUGCAAAUUAUCCCGACUGGUCGUGGCUGAAAGACAGCGUGCUGGUGGAGCCGAUGACGAAAGCCAACGACGACAUGAUCAAGUAUGUGUUCUCCAAUCCCAUCGCGACCAUGCUUAUCGGCCAGAAUGUAGAGCAGAUUCAGGCGAGCUACGAUGACCCUGCCCAGAUGGAUGUCCAGUUGGCGACCCUGACCAGCGACCUCGGCGAGUUCGUCGACAGGGCGCAGAAACAGGCGGACAAGCUCUCGAGGAUGCAUUAUGAGAAGAUGAAGGAGUAUUGA
This is a messenger RNA of Prorocentrum cordatum, 1677 nucleotides long. Lineage: Eukaryota; Dinophyceae; Prorocentrales; Prorocentraceae. The record is from the annotation of a GenBank genome assembly.